Molecule: messenger RNA, 1791 nt
Organism: Aspergillus chevalieri
Lineage: Eukaryota; Fungi; Ascomycota; Eurotiomycetes; Eurotiales; Aspergillaceae
Gene: MRS2
Product: CorA family magnesium transporter
Exons: 3
Coding region: 1-1791 (596 amino acids)
Biological process (GO): mitochondrial magnesium ion transmembrane transport
Cellular component (GO): mitochondrial inner membrane
Molecular function (GO): magnesium ion transmembrane transporter activity
Source: RefSeq, a predicted model, not a curated record
AUGCUGUCUCCCUCGCCGUUGAAGCCCUCCGCUCCAUCAGCGUCACUCCUCCGAUUUCUGCGCUCUCAAUCCGAUUAUUUCACAGCCAAUCCGUCAACAUGCCUCCGUUCUACAACAUGUUCCAAAGGGCGACCAUCGGGCGCCCUGUCGCUCCGGAGAAUAUCAAAUUGGACAGGCCUUGAUCCUGCGCCAUGCAGGGCAACAGUCGAAGCGAACCUUUUCGCCAUCCCGAACCUCUCAACCAAAAAAAAUACUCCUCCGCGGGGUCGAUGCGCACUCGGCAAAGAAGAACCUGUCCAACUAUCACUUUCGCCUCUUAACCCUUUUCCUUCACGAACUGCGUCGACCAAGAGCCGUCCGCUACUGCGCAGGCUUUUCGAUCUGAGGCGGAGCAAAGAAUCGGACGCCAAAUCUAAGGCUAGUCGCACUGGGCCUGCGCUGAUUGAUGACGGAACAGAAUCGAAUUUCAACAUUGGGCGCGGAUUAGUAUCAAAGGCGACAAAUGAAUUGCGAUUGCGAUGCACCGAGUUUGAUAUAAACGGGAAUGUCACGCUUGUCAACGGGGAGUUCAGAAAGAGCGAACUGAUUGCGAAGUACGGUCUACUUCCCCGAGAUCUUCGCAAAAUCGAUUCCUCAACCUUGCCGCACAUCCUUGUUCGGCCGAGCGCUAUCCUUAUUAACCUCUUGCAUCUUCGAGUUCUAAUAAAAGCUGACCGGGUUCUUGUGUUUGACGCCUACGGAUCGACAGACUCUUACAUGCAAUCGUUGUUCGUGUACGAUUUGGAGGGAAAGCUUCGACAGAAGCAGGCCCAAAGCGCCGGUGCCCUACCCUACGAGUUCCGCGCUCUGGAAGCGGUAUUGAUCAGCGUUACCGCCGGGUUGGAAGAAGAGUUCAACGGUGUUAGAGAUCCGGUUGUGCGCGUUCUUCGAGCCUUGGAAGAGGAUAUUGAUCGGGACAAGCUGCGACACCUUCUGAUCUAUUCCAAGAGGCUUGGUACUUUCGAGCAGAAAGCAAGACUGGUCCGAGAUGCAAUUGAUGAUCUUCUGGAGGCAGACGAUGAUUUGACUGCCAUGUAUUUGACUGAAAGAUCCCAGGGGACGCAGCGAACAGACGAUGAUCACCAAGAAGUUGAGAUGUUGCUCGAGUCAUACCACAAGGUCUGUGAUGAAAUUGUCCAGGCUAGCGGCAACUUGGUGACUGGUAUCCGGAACACUGAGGAAGUUGUCAAAGCGAUUCUCGACGCAAACCGCAACUCUCUCAUGCUUCUCGAUCUCAAGUUCAGCAUUGGUACCCUCGGUCUGGCCACCGGAACACUCUACGCCGGUCUCUAUGGAAUGAACUUGAAGAACUUUAUCGAAGAGUCUGACUACGGUUUUGGCGGUGUCUCUGUCACCUGCUUCGCGAUCACCGCAGUCGUCUGCGUUUACGGACUCCACAAGCUCCGCAAACUCCAACGCGUCCGGAUGUGGGGUGAAUCCGGCGCUGGGGGAGCCCCUAUCGCACCCCUCGCCAGCAAUGUCGGCCACAGGUCCAACUGGCGGGCAGAUUCGAUUGAACCUGUCUGGGGCAGUUACCCCGGUGAAGGACGGGUUGAGAGGAUCAAGCGUCUUAAGGAAGGCGCUGCUGCGACAGCUGCUAAAUCAGCUGCGUCCGAUGCGACAGCAACCAAGGCAUCUGAUCUCAUGAAUAAGAUGGAAUACACGAGACGUGUUCGCAAAGAUGCCUCGGCGCAGGGGUCGGCAGAGCAUUAUCCCUCUCGUGGCAGCGAUCACAAAGAUUCCUCUUCUUGA